Messenger RNA from Dermatophagoides farinae (American house dust mite), 1184 nucleotides. Lineage: Eukaryota; Metazoa; Arthropoda; Arachnida; Sarcoptiformes; Pyroglyphidae. The record is from RefSeq and is a predicted model, not a curated record.
CCCAAGUUUUGUUUUUGCUGUUUUUUUUUCUUUUUUUUAGUUUUGUUUUUUUUUGUUUUUCUUACCUUUACAUGUUAUCUUCUGAUUAAUCAUCAGUCAGUCAUCAGAAUUAUUAUUAAUUUCAAAACAAAUGGAUUAUGAUGCUGAAAAAUAUGAUACAGGUGCUGCUGAUGCACAACAACCAGCACGACAAUUAAUUCGAUUGAUUCAAUAUUAUGUUCGUGAAAAAUAUGGCGAUAAAUCUACAUAUGAUUCAUUGACAAUUGUUGAUCUUGGUUGUGGACCAGGUAAUACAGCUGAAUUGUUAGCAAAUCAUUUUAUUGGUGCAAAAAUUGUUGGUAUUGAUAUUGAUCCUGAAAUGAUUCGAUUUGCUCAAACCAAACAUCCGGAACAUAAAUUUUUUGUACAAAAUAUUGAAAAACCGUGGUCACAAUGGCCAGAAAAUUUUCGUUCAACAUACGAAAAUAAAGUGGACAUUAUUUUCGCUAAUUAUGCAUUACAUUGGAUAGAUGAUACUGAUUCGUUUGCCAAUACAAUUCGACAAUUAUUACGACCAACAGGAAUGUUUACCGGAAAUCUUUUAUAUUGUGGUUGGCUUCAAUCUGUAGAUGAUAGCGAUGAUCAUCUAGAUAAAACAUUGCUCGAUGAAUCACUUGCUUAUCCAACGGAAAUGGAAUUUGUAUCAAAAUUUUUCUGGUCUUUACGAUCUUGUGGAAAUUUUCAUUCAAUCAAUAUGGAAUAUCAGGAACCUGUAUCACGUUUUGGAAGAAAAUUCUAUACCGAAUCAUUCAUCGAAAUUCCAUUGAAAUGGUAUAGAAAAUUUCUAAAACGAUCAAUGAAUGAUGAAGAAAUUGGCCAUCUUAAUGAAACAUUAAAACGUUUAAUAUUGAAACAACGAAUCUGUAAAGUGAUUCCAGCCACUGAUACAAUAUCAUCAGUUGAACAGAUUGAUCUUCGACAACAGCUUUAUAUUUUUAAGGCAAUUAAAAAUUGAUAAAGUUGAUUGAUAAUUAAAAUUUGAAAAAAAAAGAAUAAAAUCCAUUACAAUUUUCAAACAAUAGAUGUCGUUAGUGUUAAUAAAUUUGAUGUAAAUAAAAAAAAAAUUGUAGCGGUAUUGUAUCUUGAACAAACACAUUUGAAUGGAUGCAUGGAAUGAUAUAUACGGUUUAUCGCCACUGGUAAGU